AAUUCACUAAUAUCACAUAGAAUAAAAACGUGAAAACAACUUCAACAAAAUGAACAACAUGAAUAAGUUCGACGUGUUAAAGGGGGAAGACAGAGAUGAGGAAAACAGUCUUAAAAGUAAAAUGGACAUCAAAAUGACACCAGCGCCUCCUCCAGGAUCUGGUGAACAUCCUAUACAGUUUAAUUAUUCUCUAUGGUUCUCUAAACGAACACCUGGUAAACAGACCACAAGCUAUGACCAGACCUUACGCUUUGUUGGCUCCUUUGCUUCAGUAGAACAGUUCUGGUCAUAUUACACUCAUCUAUCACGACCCAGUGAACUCUCUGGUCACAGUGAUUAUCAUAUAUUUAAAGAAGGUAUACGACCCAUGUGGGAGGAUGAUGCCAAUAAAGCAGGAGGAAAGUGGAUCAUCAGGUUAAAAAAAGGCAUAGCAUCACGAUGUUGGGAGAAUUUAGUGUUAGCUAUGCUAGGGGAACAGUUCAUGGUGGGAGGGGAAGUUUGUGGUGCUGUAGUCUCCAUCAGAUAUCAGGAAGAUAUAUUAUCAUUAUGGAAUAGAACGGCCAAUGAUCAUGUGACCACAUCUCGAAUACGUGAUACAUUAAAAAGAAUAUUAAACCUACCACCUAAUACUAUCAUGGAAUAUAAAUGUCAUACAGAUAGUCUCAAGUAUGUAUUCAGGGAUAGAUCCAGUUACCGAAAUACAGAUUUAUUUAUGAGGUAGCAGGCCUUUAAUAUCAGCCUUCAGUGUAUAAAAACUAUUUUUAAUUAUGACUUUAAAAAGGCCCUUAAAAAUACCAAAAUUGGGCAAACAGUUUUAAAAUGGCAUUGCAGAUAGCAAGAUAUGCAAAACUGCUUAGCUGAAGUAAAGCCAACAGUGUUAUGUAAUUUAGUCAAGCUUAUGUUGAAGAAAUAAUAUAAACUCAUGAAGAUAUGACUUGCACAACAAGGUCAUUAUUGUUUCUUGUAGUGAAGCUUUCCGCUAUUCUUCACCUUUCUCCCUAAAUCUUAAAACUUGUUGGUCCCCCAGGAUUUUGUUGUGUGACCAUAAUAUCAAGUCAUUUCUUAUUAUCAUGCCCAGCAAAUACUGAAUUUAUAUUUAUGUAAAUAAAAUUAAUUUUAAGGUA
Lottia gigantea (owl limpet) is the source of this 1124-nucleotide messenger RNA. RefSeq lists its product as hypothetical. Gene Ontology annotation, biological process: translational initiation. Gene Ontology annotation, cellular component: cytoplasm; eukaryotic translation initiation factor 4F complex. Gene Ontology annotation, molecular function: RNA 7-methylguanosine cap binding; translation initiation factor activity. The transcript is spliced from 7 exons. NCBI's taxonomy places the organism in Eukaryota, Metazoa, Mollusca, Gastropoda, Lottiidae. The record is from RefSeq and is a predicted model, not a curated record. Bases 50 to 721 code for a protein of 223 amino acids.